CCGACCUUGUGCUGAGUACACCGGCUCUGCCGGGUCUUCGACCUGAGGUCCUGCCCCAUGGCUACGCCCACCGGAAAUUACGGAGGAUGGGAAGCUUUUGGCAAACUCUCUCAAACGUGGCUUCCAAAACAAAGUGGGGGACGCAUUGAGGAGCCUACGAACCUUUCCCGAUGUGUACCGGGAUUUGCUUGUCGGCAGCCAAAGUCUGGCAAACACAACAAACCAAAGUACUAUGACUUUGGGGUGGGCAAUCUGAGCACGUCUGCGCAUUGCACUGACUUCCAUGGCAAGAAGAGGCCAACAAAGGAGAAGCGCAAGAUGGAGGAAUUGAAGCAGGAACUGAAGGAGGACUUAAACGAGGGUCGGAUGGAGGGUCGGACGAAGGGGCACAUGCACGUCAUGGAGAAGUUGGUAUUCCUUGCAACCCUAAAGUAUAUGGGAAAGGCGGAAUUGUUGGAGAAGAUGGGCUAUAGGCAAACAGAGCUGUGUUCCGCAGAGAGUGCAUCUUUUCAUAUGCGGCGGCGUAUCGGAAAUCCGCUGAAUUGUAUUCCCUUUCCUUGUAUGGUUAGAAGUGUAACCGCCCAGGUCAGGGUAAAAGUCCUUUUACGGGUGCUACGGGUAUCUCACGAUAUAAUGGCAAAGCUUGCAAUGCAAUGCUCAGGUCAGGAAAGGUGGUAGAAAGGGGUUGUCACUGUGCUUGCGACGGUCGCGCUGGUCGGGUUGGAGUUGG
This is a messenger RNA of Fimicolochytrium jonesii, 730 nucleotides long. RefSeq lists its product as uncharacterized. The transcript has a single exon. The record is from RefSeq and is a predicted model, not a curated record. The coding region runs from base 58 to 678 and encodes 206 amino acids. NCBI's taxonomy places the organism in Eukaryota, Fungi, Chytridiomycota, Chytridiomycetes, Spizellomycetales, Powellomycetaceae.